GGCAUAUUUCGCAGCAUCGGCAUCGGCAACAUUCACUAAAUGACACUUUUUUUAAAAAAAUCACUGAAUGGGAUACGGUCCAUUUGAUUGGGGGAUGAAUCGUAAACGAGGCGAAGAUCCACUGACUCGCCUCAUCAUUUUUCCCCACUAAGAAAAAGGAGCUCUAAACCCCCACCGCCGGCUGCAAUCUCACCCACCGCCGACGGCGAGAUCUCCAGGAUGGCCUUAGCCGGGCGGCGGGACGGCCCCCUCAUGCUACGGGGCGGCGGCGGCGGGAAACCCCUGUCGCGCGGGUCUCGGAUCGCGGUGGCGGUCGCUGUCGGCAUCGGGCUUGGCUGCGUCUGCGCCUUCCUCUACCCCGACGGCCUCUUCCGCCCAUCUGCCUCUGCCCUCCAAUGGUCGCGCCACGUUGACUCAACUGCUUGCGAAUCAUCGGGGCGAGUUACCAGCCUUAAGUCCCAGUUGGCAUCAUUGGAGAGAGAGAAUGCUGAAAUGAGGAGGCAGAUUAAUGAAUUAUCCAUGAAACUUCAAUUGGCUGGACAAGGAAAAGAUGAGACCUUGUACAAGCCUGGUCCUUUCGGAACUGUCAAGGCUUUGAGAACAAAUCCGACAGUAAUGCCUGAUGAAUCUGUUAAUCCCAGGUUGGCCAAGAUAAUGGAAGAGGUUGCUGUCAAGAAGGAGCUUAUUGUUGCAUUGGCAAAUUCCAACGUCAGGGAGAUGCUUGAAGUUUGGUUUACCAAUAUCAAACGAGUUGGUAUUCCAAACUUCCUAGUUGUGGCAUUGGAUGACAAUAUAGAAAGCUUCUGCAAAUCUAAAGGUGUUCCGGUCUACCGGCGUGAUCCUGAUGAAGGCAUCGACAACAUUGCAAAAACUGGUGGGAACCAUGCCGUUUCUGGACUCAAGUUUCGUGUUUUAAGGGAGUUCUUGCAGCUUGGAUAUAGUAUUCUCCUCUCUGACAUUGAUAUUAUUUUCCUGAGGAACCCAUUCGAUCAUCUUUACAGAGAUUCUGAUGUAGAGUCCAUGAGUGAUGGCCACAACAACAUGACAGCUUAUGGUUUCAACGAUGUGUUUGAUGAGCCAUCUAUGGGCUGGGCCAGAUAUGCACACACAAUGCGGAUCUGGGUUUACAACUCCGGCUUUUUUUAUAUAAGACCAACAAUUCCUUCUAUUGAACUUCUAGAUCGAGUAGCUUACCGCCUUUCUCAUGAGAAGGCAUGGGACCAAGCAGUCUUCAACGAGGAACUGUUCUUCCCAUCUCAUCCAGGUUAUGAAGGCCUUCAUGCAUCCAGAAGAACCAUGGAUAUUUAUCUAUUCAUGAACAGCAAAGUGCUCUUCAAGACUGUGAGGAAAGAUGCUCAGCUCAAGAAGCUAAAGCCAGUGAUUGUGCAUUUGAACUACCAUCCAGACAAGUUAGACCGGAUGAAAGCUGUUAUUGAGUUCUAUGUGAAUGGAAAGCAAGAUGCGCUGCAACGUUUCCCUGAUGGAUCAGAAUGAGGAAAUUACACAUUGUUCUGGUACGGAAAUAUAUACCCAUCAUAUCCUUGUGGUUGUGGGGUUGUUCUGGCAUUAGGAUGGGAUCCUCAUACAUGCGAGAAUGUCAGAUGAUCCGAGUGCCAUAUGGAUCCGUUGAGCUUGAGCUAUUUGGACGUCGCUUUAGUCUCUACUAACCUCAACAGUUCUGUAGCAAACAUGGAGUAGCUUAGAUGGCUGAUCACAUUUUCCUUUUUAAUCUGAGUUGUUGACAUUGGAAUUUCGAAACCGAGGCGGUUGCCAUGUACUCAGACUACCGGCCACUAUAUGCUUCGAUGCCGGCGUUCCCUUGUAUCCUGGUUUGCUAGUGAAUUGAGAACCAAUUGCAGUUUUGAUGAUACGGAUUAA
Molecule: messenger RNA, 1878 nt
Organism: Panicum hallii
Lineage: Eukaryota; Viridiplantae; Streptophyta; Magnoliopsida; Poales; Poaceae
Product: arabinosyltransferase RRA3-like
Exons: 2
Coding region: 220-1494 (424 amino acids)
Biological process (GO): root hair cell development
Molecular function (GO): glycosyltransferase activity
Source: RefSeq, a predicted model, not a curated record